AUGGCGCUGUUGUGUCUCACUCUCAGCGCAAACCCUGCUUCAAUUGUCUGCAAAUGCAAUGCCUCCCUUCCCACCGCACCCCAGGCGCUUGACGCUACCUACAUCCGACGCGCCGCCCACCUUGCCGACAAAUCCGCCGGUUUCUCUUCCCCCCACCCCAACUUCGGCUGUGUCAUCCUCUCCCCCGCAGGCCACGUCGCCGGUGAGGGCUACCUCUACGCUCAGGGCACCGCCUCCGCGGAGGUUCAGGCCGUCGAAUCCGCCGGCGAACGCUGUCGCGGUGCCACGGCGUACCUGAACAUGGAGCCCGGCGACUGCCACGGCGACCACAGUGCCGUGUCUGCUCUGCUCCAGGUUCUUCUUCGCCUUUCUUCUGUUUGUUACCUAACCCGCAUGUCUGUGUUACAAUCCGAUGUUGAUGUUGAUGUUUUUGUUGCUCACGAAUACGAUGGAGGGGUCAGAAGGGUUGUGAUUGGAAUGAGGCAUCCCCUGCAACAUCUUCGUGGCAAUGCUGUGCGUGCACUCAGAAAUGAAGGACUGAAUGUUGAUAUUCUUGGAGAGGAUCUCACUAGUAAUCUCAUUGAGGAUGCGCAGAAAGAGUGUCUUCUUGUCAAUGCACCUUUGAUUUGUAGAGCUGCAUCGCAUGUUCCCUUUUCUGUUCUCAAGUAUGCUAUGACUCUUGAUGGAAAAAUUGCUGCUAGCAGUGGCCAUGCGUCAUGGAUAAGCAGCAAGCAGUCUAGAAAUCUAGUGUUUGAGCUACGGGGUAGAAGUGAUGCUGUUAUUGUGGGGGGAAAUACGGUUCGAAGAGACAAUCCAAGACUAACAGCCAGACAUGGUGGGGGCCAUAUGCCAAUGCGAAUUGUGAUGACCCAGACUCUUGAUCUUCCAGAGGAAGCAAACCUGUGGGACAUGUCUGAGGUUUCUACCAUAGUUGUAACACAAAGGGGUGCAAGGAGGAGUUUCCAGAAGCUGCUUGCAUCUAAAGGAGUUGAGGUUGUGGAGUUUGACAUCUUGACUCCCCGAGAAGUUAUGGAGUAUUUCCACGAUCGUGGUUAUCUUUCAAUUUUAUGGGAAUGUGGAGGAACAUUGGCUGCAUCUGCUAUUUCAUCUGGAGUAAUUCACAAGGUUUAUGCUUUUGUUGCUCCUAAAAUUAUUGGUGGAAGGAAUGCACCAUCUCCUGUGGGUGAUCUUGGGAUGGUUGAGAUGACACAGGCUUUAAAUCUAAUUGAUGUUUGCUAUGAGCAGGUUGGACCUGACAUGCUUAUCAGUGGAUUUCUUCAGCCCUUACCAGACAUGAUACCUGUAAUCCCAUCACGUGAUGAAACUUUUGUUGUUGAUCCUACUGUUUCACCAUACGAGUCAAGGAUCAUAUUUUUCUAUAAAACAUGGGAUCCUUACGGUGCAUUGUCAAAUUUCUCUCCUCAUCCCAUUCAAAUGCAUGAUGAAAAUGGUGAUUAUGUGACUUGGUUGAGUGUUGAACAUUACUACCAGGCACACAAGUUUGUUGGGGUGGAUGAUCCCAUGGCACAAGAUUGUGUUGAAAGGAUUAAAUCUGCAAUAAGUCCGGAAGAAGCUGCAAGAAUAGGACGGUCAAUGCAAAAGCAGAAACCUGAUCUGAUAAGGUCUGACUGGGAGAACACAAAGAUCGACGUGAUGUACAAGGCAUUGAAAUCCAAGUUCUCAACCUACCCGCAUUUGAAAACUAUGCUGCUAUCUACUGCUGGUUCUGUUCUAGUUGAGGCUUCACCACAUGAUCUGUUUUGGGGUGGAGGCCGAGAGGGAGAAGGCUUAAAUUAUCUUGGCAGACUGUUGAUGAAAUUGAGAUCAGAGUUUCUUGGGGAUUCAUCAUCACCUAGUUUAACUGUGUAA
Messenger RNA from Sphenostylis stenocarpa, 1869 nucleotides. The record is from the annotation of a GenBank genome assembly. Lineage: Eukaryota; Viridiplantae; Streptophyta; Magnoliopsida; Fabales; Fabaceae.